AUGGUAGAAGACACCGAAACGAGGACUAAAGGAAGCAGAAAAGGCAAGAACACCCAGGUUCGGGUCGACAAUAAUGCCACGAGCGAGAACGAGCCGGAGGCCAUCAACGAUGAAGCCGACGGAGACACCGAUUCCGACUCCGACUUUGAUGAUGGCGACAAGCGAUAUAACUUUCGCACCCUAGCAAAGCUCCUUGAACCUGUGCCAAAGCUCACGUCACGAAACUACCAUAGCUGGAGCGCUCACGUGAAAUCUUUCCUCCGAUCCGUGCCUCAUGCGAUGAAACAUCUCGAGGGAACGUACGACAAGAAACACCCGAAAUGGAGCCGCUCCCUUGACGACGCUUUAAUUAACGCCCUGCGUGGAACAAUCGAUACUACCGGAGAACACAAUGUAAACUACCUCGUUCUAGAUGUAAUCAAGGAGUACCUUACUUUCAACCAAGUAUGGAGAAAGAUCGAAAACGGUCUCACGAAUGAAGCCACCAAGACGUCCCACAGACUUGCGCUUAUCUCGCAACUCAACGAUGCAAAGAUGUUUCACUCGGAUGCCAGAAAGCUAAUCCAAGAGAUCCGGUCCAUACAAACUGAAAGCAGUCUCCUCGGAAAACCAUUCGCCGAUGAUACAUUGUUCUCGGCCCUGCAGAAAUGCACGAUCCGGCAUCCGGUGUACAAGGAGACGGUUGCCACCGUCCAUCAAAUCGACUUCAACGCCCUUGCCACCGCAUUAAGCAUCCGGCAGACUGCUGUCGAGAGUGUCCCCGCACAAAGGAUCAACCCCCGACAAGCCAGCGCUAGAACCGCCGGCAACGACGAUCAAAAUGAACGGGCCGGAGAGACCGAAGCCGAAGCCGACAACAGCCACGCGAGCCCGAGGAACGCAAGCAAACCACGCCGAAUCCGAUGCUGGAUCUGCAAGCGACCGGGACAUGGUAUCAGCCAAUGCGACGCCUUGGACCCCUCGAACACAAAAGAAACAGCUCAUUGGAUCUUGGACUCGGGGGCGAGUUAUCAUAUGGUGAACGACUACAGCAUGCUCAUUCACCCGAGAACUUGCCGAAAGCGGAUAAUUACCGCCGGAAGCGAGGUCUUGGAAGCGGCAGCUAUAGGAGAUGCGAGCAUAUCAACAGGUUACGGGGAAAUCUCUCUGCAAAAUGUAUUGUAUGUAAAGCACCUUAAUGUUAACCUUCUACGGAGGAGGAUAUCCCUGAGUCUAACGGCAUACAUCAAGGAAAUGGUGAACAAAUGGUUAGGAGGAGCAAACGAGAAAUCCUGGAUACCCAUGCUGAGUGUAGCGAACACCGCCGGAGGCGAGCGAUGUGAACCUAAGCGAGCAAAGAGGUAUCAAGAAUUGGUCGGCCAACUAUUAUGGGUCUCCAACACAGCCCGACCAGAUAUUGCCUUUGCCGUCGGCGUAUUGGCGCGAUAUAUGUCGAUCCCGAUCGACAGUGCAUGGAAGGCAGCUGUCCACGUGGUAAAGUACCUGAACCAAACGAACGAAUAUCAGUUGCACCUAGGAGGAGAGACAAACGAGCACUCGGAUACACCGGUAACGACGUAUACCGACGCAAACUGGGCAUCCGACCCCACAAAUGGACGAAGAAGUACCUCGGGGUCGAUAACAUAUGUGUAUGGAUGUCCGGUGAGUUGGAAAUCACACGUUCAGAAGUGCGUGGCACUGUCGGCAGUCGAAGCAGAGUUUGUCGCCGCUUCCGAAGCGGUACGAGAAACCUUAUUCUUCUCAUAUUUGCUCCGGGAUUUGGAGGCCACGGGCGUUCGGCCCGUACUAUACACAGACAGCCAGGGGUGCAUACAGGUGAGUAAAGACCCAGCCAAACAUUGGAAGUUAAAGCACAUCGACACACGGUAUCAUUUCGUACGCGAUCACGUACAAGAGGGCGAUGUGGAGAUCAAAUAUGUCGGAACAGCAAACAACGUUGCAGAUGUCUUGACAAAACCCUUACAGGGUCUUAACACCUCACGAUUGGCUAGGAUGAUAGGACUGGAGAUCCCGCCGAAGGGGGGAGUUGAAGAUGCGUCGGCAUCUCAAGCAAGGUGCACGUGUUACGGCCGAGACAUCGAGAUACGGGAGGCUCACAUAAGCGAGGAGCACAAUGAGGUACGCAAUUGUUGUCAUGGUGACAACACAGUGGCACCCGGUAUCAUAGCAACACAGGGGUACAAAUGA
This is a messenger RNA of Ustilago hordei, 2187 nucleotides long. RefSeq lists its product as uncharacterized. NCBI's taxonomy places the organism in Eukaryota, Fungi, Basidiomycota, Ustilaginomycetes, Ustilaginales, Ustilaginaceae. The record is from RefSeq and is a predicted model, not a curated record. The transcript is spliced from 3 exons. Bases 1 to 2187 code for a protein of 728 amino acids.